AUGCGAUUACCCUCACAACGACGCCGGGCGGCGCGACGCCCCCAUCCGCUGCGCUCGAGCAUUGCGUCGCUGGCAAUCAUUGCGCCCUCGCUUUCACACGCCUUCAACAUCACAGCAGCUCCCUCUGCGAACCUCGAUUUCUCCCAGCUGGGGAGCAUAGGCAUUGCCGGAGACUUCAAGGGAAUUUCGCUCUACCAGUUUCAGGAGCAGAUCGCACAGCCCCUGAGCACAAACGGCAGCGAAUACCUGCUGACGCAGCUACCCAAUGGCGCCCUCGCUCCCAUUGCCGCAACCGACGCGUCGAUUUUGGCCAUGUGCUCAGUGACGCUCAAAGAUGGUGCCGAGGGUGUCUUGUUGGGUGGUAAUUUUACCAGUAUGGAUGGUAUCAAGUCGACGGCCAUUGCCCUCUAUAAUGCCAACACAACCACGUUUACGCCGCUUGAAGGGCUCGAGGGCGAGGUCAAUGCACUGCUGUGCGACGAUGCCAAGGGAAUAGUCUACGUGGGCGGAAACCUUAAGGGGGGUAACUCGACAAAUGCUAUUGCGUGGAAGGUUGACGGCAACUUCACCAACCUGCCUUUUGCUGGUUUCAAUGCCCCGGUGAGCUCCAUUACAAAGGCAUCCAACGGCCACAUCAUUUUCGGCGGGAGCUUCACUGGCCUGGGCAACGUUACUGCGCCAAACAAGGCGGAUGGACAGGCAAUCAAUCUUUCUACCGCCAAUAUAUCCGCUGACAAUACUGCUUCGACCAAGGGCUUCGACGAUCCCAAGAAUGUCGUCUGCUCAGAUGGUCUUGGGGGCUCAGGCAAGACUUGGUUGGUCCAGGACGAGGCUCCUGGCUCCUGGCAGGCCACCUUUGACUUUGGAUUUGAGCCCACCAAGCUGCGGCUAUGGAAUACGCAUCAAGAUGGACGAGGCACAAAAACGUUCCGCUUUGUCGCCUUACCAAUUGACGGCAUCAUGAACUUCACUUACAUCGAUCCUGCUACAGGAAAAAACUCGAGCUGCACAAGCGAGUGCCCGUUGAGCCACGACCCCAAGGUUCAGUUCCAAGACUUUCAUUUCGUCAAUAGCAUUGGCAUGAACUCUUUCCAAAUCGACAUAUCAGAUUGGUACGGAAAGGGAGCUGGUCUCAAUAGUGUGCAACUGUUUGAGGACAACAUGUUCUCCUACGCCAUCAACACUUUCAACGAGCCAGCGUGCAACAUUACCUUCCCUUCCAGCUCCACCGCAACCGGGCCUUGGAAGCAGUCGCCUUCUUUGCAGAGCGAUUCAAAGUACCUGACCGCACAGCUUACCGGCCCCAUUUCGUCCAAAUCAGCAUCCGUCGUCUUCGUGCCCAACAUCAUCGAAUCCGGCAACUACUCCAUCAACAUGUAUACCCCAGGCUGCGUUCCCGAUGGCUCGUGCCAGACUAGAGGUCGCGUCAAUAUCACCGGCAUCAUGUCGAGUGGCACCAUUCAAUCAAACUUUACAACUUCCAUCUACCAGACCAACAACUUUGACAAGUAUGAUCAGAUCUUUUUUGGCUACAUCGAAAGAACCUCAGACACCUUCAAGCCGAAAGUCACACUCAGCCCCCUCGAUGGCCAAGACUUGACUGAAAUGACCUUUGUUGCUCAAAAAGUCGGCUUCACCCUUCUCAACUCGACUGGAAACCUCAACGGCCUCUUCGACUUUGACCCAAGUCAAGUAAAGAUCGACGCAUCUAGCCUUGACGACUCGGCAGUCAACCAGCUUGGUGCAAGCUUCGAUCAUAAUACGGGCGUCAACUCUCUCGCAACGUCUGGAGACGUCACUUAUAUCGGCGGCAACUUUACUUCGGAUGCGCACCAGAAUUUUGUGGCCAUCGACACCAGCGGUAAGAUCAUGCCUCUCAACGGGGGGCUCAACGGUCAAGUGCGGGACAUGUACCUCCAAGACACGAAGCUGUUCGUAGGUGGAGACUUUACAAACCUGCGAUCCAACGGGAAAAGCGGUUUGAACCAUGUGGCGGUUUAUGACACCGAGAGCCAGGCCUGGAGCCCAUUGGGUGCAGGCGUCAAUGGCAGGGUUGAGCAGGUUGUGGCAUUCCAGGUCAAUAUCAGCAGCGUGACCGAGGAUGCCAUUGCCCUGACGGGUUCCUUCACCGAGUGUGAAGCAUUUAGCGGCUCUGGAGCACUUCCUGUCAACGGCUUUGCGGUUUGGAUUUUAUCAAGAGACAACUGGCUACAGAAUCUGGAUGGCCCAACUCCGGACUUUGGCGGAAUGCUCACAGCCUCUCGAGUGAACCUCACCACUGGCAAUUCCCUCUUCGCAGGCUCCAUCGAGUCUUCUCAACUAGAGGCCAAUGGUGCCGUGACGCUGGGUGACCCAGGAUUGGGUCAAUUCCCGGUUCAUAUCCAGCCCGGUAGUCAAUCGACCGGCAACAAGCGACGAGAUCUCUCUCCGGAGCCCACGUCUGGUGUUCUCACGGGAGCCUUUUACACUGGAAACAGUAGCAACAGCAACAUCACAGUCCUCGCCGGUCACUUCUCUGCUCGGGCUUCUGAUGGCUCUACCAUCAAUAACUUGGUGUUCAUUGAUGGUGCCAACAACAACUCCGUCAGCGGACUCGAGUCUGGCAUAUCCUCAUCUUCAGUCUUCACAAGUGUCGCUUUUCACGGAAGCGUCCUCUUCGCAGGUGGAAAUGUCACUGGCAAUGUUGACGGUAGCAGCGUCAGCGGGCUUAUCGCCUACGAUGUUGCUUCCAAAUCAUUCUCCAGCCAGCAACCUGCGUCGCUCCUAGGCGGGAAUCAGACACUGUCCGUCGUCACCGUUCGACCUGACACUUCGGAGAUUUACGCAGGCGGCUCGUUCGAGAAGGCCGGCGCUCUGGACUGCCCUGGUGUUUGCACAUAUGAUGCCGACACUGCUCAAUGGUCAAGACCUGGCAGCACCCUGGCUGGACGAGUCAGCAGCUUCAUGUGGUACAGCAAAUCUCAACUCAUUGCCGGUGGUGAUUUGCGUACCAACGGAACCAGCACAGGAUUCCUUGCCCUGUACGAUGCCAACAAGCAGGUUUGGACGGACUUUGCCGGCGCCAGUCAGAUCCCCGGCCCCGUCAACGCCAUCACAGCCGGCUCGAAUGACAACAGUCAGAUCUGGAUCUCCGGUAACUCGCCCAACGGAUCUACCUUUAUUAUGAAGUAUGACGGCAAACAAUGGCAGACCCCUCAGCUGCUACCGCCUUCGGGCAGCGUUGUCCAGAGCUUGCAGGUUUUUACAGUGACUCAGGCCCACGCCAAAUCAAAUCUCUUCGAUGACCGGGAGGUAUUGAUGCUCACGGGCUCCAUCCCUUUCCCCAAUGUCGGAAUGGCCUCGGCUGUUAUUUACAACGGCACCGACUACCUGCCCUAUGCUCUUACCAGCACAGACACUGGAGCCGGAAGCAUUGCCAGAGUAUUCUCGCAAAAGGACAACUUCUUUACUUCUAGCGGUAAACACUUGCCUCUUGUCUUCGUUGUCCUUAUCGGCCUCGCCAUCUCGCUGGCACUCAUAGUCAUCCUCGUCGUUUCGGGAAUCGUACUAGAUCGGAUACGCAAGAAGCGCGAAGGAUAUACACCAGCACCCACCUCCAUGUAUGAUCGUGGAAGCGGUAUUCAACGGAUACCGCCGCGUGAACUACUUGAACAGCUUGAGAGAACCCGGCCUGGGGAGGCACCGCACGUAUGA
Trichoderma aggressivum f. europaeum is the source of this 3693-nucleotide messenger RNA. RefSeq lists its product as uncharacterized. Bases 1 to 3693 code for a protein of 1230 amino acids. Gene Ontology annotation, cellular component: plasma membrane of growing cell tip. The record is from RefSeq and is a predicted model, not a curated record. NCBI's taxonomy places the organism in Eukaryota, Fungi, Ascomycota, Sordariomycetes, Hypocreales, Hypocreaceae. The transcript is spliced from 2 exons. Gene Ontology annotation, molecular function: protein binding.